Messenger RNA from Stylophora pistillata, 4450 nucleotides. RefSeq lists its product as uncharacterized. NCBI's taxonomy places the organism in Eukaryota, Metazoa, Cnidaria, Anthozoa, Scleractinia, Pocilloporidae. The record is from RefSeq and is a predicted model, not a curated record. Gene Ontology annotation, molecular function: protein binding.
AUGUCAAGUACAGCUGGGGCAAGCCACUUUUGUCUGACUGAUGAUCAGAAACGAUGGCUUGUGGCAGGAAUUACACUCAACAAGGUCCUUGUACCUCAGAUACGCCCAUUUGUGGAGCAGGAGGUUGAAAAGGAGUACAACACACUUAAGAGCAGUCACACCAUUCAUAUACAGACCAGACGUCAUUAUCUCAAAGCAUGGCCAACUACUUCUAAAGAAUUUCUUAAAUAUGAAAACAUCAAUGGCAAUGAUGGCCUUCCUAGGGUGAAGAUACAGGGGAAAUAUGUGUAUGACUACAAGUCCUUCAACUACCAAGUUACAUCUCAUGUUGACUUUGCAAGGCUGUUUGUGCAAAACUUCAUGGCUAAGUUCACUGCAUUUGAUGACCACUGUGAUGCCUCAGCUGUAUUACAGUUGCUUCUUCGCAUUCCAUCAUUCUCUACAGCUGUGCUAACUGCAGCAGAUAAAGUCAGAAAGACAAGGAAUGAUUGGGCCCACUGUGUUUUCAGCAAGUGUGAUCAGCCCAAUUUUUCAAGGAGCUUUUCUGACAUGGAACAACUGGUGAAGAACUUGGCACUAUCAGGUGCUGGGAAAAUACUUGGAGACCUUAAAGACUGGGAAACUAAAGGAACAGCUCUUUUCCAGAAUUCUCCUAUAGAUCCAGAUCUGUUACAACUGUUUCAGCAGGAGCUUAACUUUCUUAAAGUUUCUGUGGACACCAUGUGUGUGGAAAAUGAAGAAGACAAGACUAAGAUCAAGAAUGAGCUACGAACCAUUGAAGCAAGUCUGGAGGAGAUGAAAAAACGGGUGGAGAACUUGGAGUUUGAUGUUGAAGUUGUUAAGGGCAGAUUGGAUGAUUUCGAAGGACCCGUGCUUGAGAGGCUUGAGAACAAUCAGCAGAACACAGAUAGUCGCGUUGACCUUGUUGAAGGUAGCAUGACUGUUGUUAAAGGCGAACUGCUUCACCUGCAAGAACAAGUACAAGACCUGGUAAAAUCUAAAGGCUCAGACUUAACGAUUGCAUGCGCUGAAAGUCCCAAACCAGCUGGUCUUAUCUGUUUUUUCGGUAUGGCAAAGACGAUCGUAGACUUGUCUUAUAGGAGAGGGUUUAAGUGGGGGCUUACAAUGAUGGGAUUAUGUGACGAGUUUAUUCGCUGUUUAGCUCAUGAUGUUAAUCUACUUUCUAGAAAACCCAGUCAACGUUGUAGAGCUGAUCAGACGAGAUUACAAGACGCCGUAUUGUGUCCGUUCCCCUGGUGCGAGGAAGAUUUGCAAAUGGAACUUUCAGAGAUCUUUACUAAACUGCAGAUAGUUAGUAGGAAGAAAGAAAGGGCGAGGUUAACAAAGGAUAUUGUACAAAUGACGGGUGUCUUCAAUCCGCACCAACAAUGUGAAAAGCCAAGAGUGGUAUUGAUCGAGGCACCACCAGGAAUGGGAAAAACCACUUACUGCCAGAAGCUUGCUUAUGAUUGGUCAGUAAUGGACAUUUCACUUGAAGCUUCUUUUCCUAAAGUGGACAUGCUUCUUCGACUGAAUUGUCGUGAUAUGAAAACUAAUAACAUCGAGGAUGCCAUUGAUGAUCAGUUACUACCACUUGAUGCAGAUGAGCAGGAGAAAAAGAACUUCUUUCAUUUCAUGUGCCGCAAUCAAUCCAGAAUUUUACUAGUUCUUGACGGACUGGACGAACUACCUCAAGAUCUUUUUGAGGGAUUGUUGCUUUUGAUCAGAGGAAAAGUCUUUGCUAAUAUUUACCUUCUAUUAACAGCCCGACACGAAGUAGGAAUGAAAGUGCGGAAGUACUGUGACACAGUCCUUGAGAUUGUUGGUUUCACCAGCGAAGAUGCCGAGAGUUUCAUCAAGAAGUACUUUAGCAAUCACGACGAUCCAAGCCUUGCUGAGAAAUUGAUUAGCAGUCUAGAUACAUAUCCAAAGCUGCGUGAAUUAUCUGCAAAUCCUCUUAAUACAGCGCUGUUGUGUCUUGUUUAUGAAGAUUUGCACGGAAAACUUCCCCAUAACAGAACCGUGCUGUAUCGUGAACUUGUCUCUUGUGUUCUAAGGAGGUAUUUUUCAAGUAUGCAAAUCUUUUUGGACGACAAAAGUCUAAACGAAGAAUGUUCAGAUGACCUGAAUCAGUUGGGCAAGUUCGCUCUUGAUGCUCUGCUAAUGGAUCAAUUAACCUUCACUCCAGGGGAGUUGAAAAGUCAGUCAGCUGAAUUCUUCGGAUUCGGUUUUCUUUCUCGUGUAGCUAGUGCAAUUAAAAUGAAACCCAAGGCAACCUAUGCGUUUACCCACAAGACCUGUCAGGAGUAUUUUGCUGCAUUGCACCUGGCCCAGGAAUUGGCGACUGGUGAAAAUGACAAGGUCGCGCUGCUUGCUCAGCUUAGUCCUGUUGGUAAGUACUGGCAGGUGUGGGAGUUCGUCAUAACAAUUGCUGCAACCAAAAGUGAUGAUCUUGGUGCUUUGGUGGUGUCGAGACUCUGUGCUUGCUAUCAGCAGGAAAAACCCGAAAGAUUCUUGCUCGAUUUUUCAAAGGAGCUGGAUUGUAAUUUUAGCCAUGACGAUUCCUGGGACAACAAUGAAGAGGACAUUGUUGGCAUGGGAAGCCAUAACUAUGAAGAGGACUGCAGCUCUGAAAGUCAUCAAGAUGAUGACAAUGUUGAUAGCCACAAUACUGAUAGCGACGAUGGAAGCGAUCACCGUUUUGACGGUGUAAUUGCUAACCGCGUUUGUGAAGAUACUCCACAUGAUUGGGUUGAAUGUUCGCAAGCAAGAUGGCUAUUUCAAUAUAAAUCUGGGGUACCUUUAUUUGAACUUAUAAUUCAUACCAUUGCUCAGUGUGAAACUUCUGAAAGUGAACUCAGUCGUAGGCAGAUUAAAAUGGCAGCUACUCUAGCGCGCUGUCUUCCUUUGGAGAAAAUGGCAGUUGGCACAAUAGGUUGGAUCACGCUCACCCCACAAUGUAUCCCAGUGUUGUUGGAAUAUCUGAAAGGCAAUAGCCAACUGAAAGAAUUCGGUUGCUACGAGAGUUGUUGCUACGAGUUAAGUUCCGAUGCAAUUGAAUAUGUGCUCCAAUCAUGUAAUGAGCUCAAGCGCUUGUAUUUGUUCAACGAUUUAAGUAACUCUGAACUUACAUCGGCCCUUCAGAGAAAUCGUACGGUAACUCAUCUAAAGCUGACCAGUAUUGGAACCUGCCUAAAUGGAGCUGAAGCACUUGGCGGAAUUCUACAAUCAAAUCACACUUUGACCCAUUUGUGUUUGGCUGACAAUUAUCUAACUCAUGUUGAAGUGGAAGCGUUAGCACAAGGUCUCCUGUCCAACACUGUGCUAGUGUAUUUAGACUUAAGCGGAAACGCUAUUGGUGAUCAAGGAGCGGUUGCACUUUUCGCAGCAUUGGAGUCGAAUCGAAUGCUAGAAUACCUUGACGUAAGUUUUCAAAAUCAAAGUUUAUCGAGGCCUGAUCACAUGGAAUCUGAGUUUCUAGGUGAUGCAGGUACUAAGGCUUUGGCGCGUGCUCUCCGAUUCAACAAGUCGUUGACGUACUUAGAUCUUCAAGCUAAUAUAUUUAGUGACUCAGCUCCGGAAGAACUGGGAGAAGCUCUUCAAUUGAACUCCUCUCUGACACAUUUGUAAUUGAGGAAUUGUAGGAGCUCGGGCGCAUUUCGAAUCGGUGAUACAGCUACAACAGCUUUUUCAAAGGUUCUGCAGUCACAUCUCACCCAUUUGACUCGUUUAGAUCUACACGGUACCUCUAUGAGUUCAUUGUGUGCAGUAACCCUGGCAGAGGCUCUCCAAACUAAUCGCACUCUUGAGCGUUUGGAUUUGAGUGACAACGAGAUUGAAUGUUUAGGCGCCAGAGCCCUAGCACAAGCAUUGAAAUCGAAUCAAGGUUUGCAAUUUCUACAGCUGAGAAAAAACAAAAUUGGUGAUACAGGGGCAAAAGAGUUUGUGGACGCCCUACAGUGCAACGAGACUUUGAUCCAGUUAGACUUGAUAGGAAAUCCGAUAACUACGUCAGGAGUUGAAAGGCUUGAAGCAGAGUUUAAAGUUCAUCAGGGGGAGAAUGGCUUUUGUUUGGUGAGAAGGACAAAACCUGAUUGAGGCGUUCCCAUAGAUUGAUAAACAAAACACUCCAGAGAAAGUAUUCAAUUAAUCAUCGUAAGCAUUGCUUCCAGGAAAGCUACGAUUUUUACACUUUCAUCGCACAAAUGUAUAUAGUACUGAUAUCACGCACGAUCAGACAGGUCAAUACAGUUUUUAAGCCUCACACUCCUGCACGGGUGAUGGGGAACCUGACCACUGUUCGAGGAAGUAGCAUUUUCAGAUUUCGGUUCUGCUUUUUUGUAAUUGAAAUUAAAGACACGCAGUUUAACUGCAUGGUCGGGCCGUGCGUUUUGCGUUUGAUUUGAACUUGAUUAGUGAAAUAGAAAAUUAAACGUUCUUCGUGAACUAA